CUUACGUGCCAGACCAACCUUAUCGUAAUGGCCAUGGGAAGCAAUCGACAAAUGACAAGAUGAUUCGGACUUAUCGACUCGAGAUGUGUGUCACCCAAACCAACUGGGACGAGCUGUUGAAGAUGAGGGGCAAGCCGGAUACAAGUAUCUCUGUCAUCCCCCAAGACACCUCAUGAUGACCUCCCAGGUAUUCCCGUACAUCGCCAACCCUCCCACAUAUAUCCUACCAGCUGAGCUCUUCAUUGUUCCUCACUGCUCCCAAUCAUCACAGUUCUGAGCCAGCAUCAUCCAUCAAGAUGGGCUCUGUCGACACCACUCUCCCACACCCCUUUGAUCCCCUCUCGCGGGAGGAGAUUGAAAACACCAUUUUCACAGUCAAGAAGGCCCACGGCGAUGUCUACUUCAACGUUGUUUCCCUCCAGGAGCCUCGCAAGGCGGAGAUGACAGCAUGGCUUGAGGAUCCCACCAAGGCACCCCGACCGAAGCGUCUUGCCGACGUCGUUGUCAUUGCACCUGGUGGCAAGGUGUACGACGGCUUAGUAGAUCCGGCCAAGGGCGAGAUAGUUUCGUGGGAGUUGGCUGAGGGCCAGCAACCAAUUUUGACCAUGGAAGAACUCCAGCUUGUAGAACACAUUGCCCGUAAAGAUCCCAAGGUCAUUGAACAGUGCAAGAUCAGCGGCAUUCCCGAGGAGGAUAUGGACAAGGUGUACUGCGACCCCUGGACAAUCGGCUUUGAUGAGCGCUUUGGCAGCUCGGUGCGGUUGCAGCAGGCGCUCAUGUACUACCGCCCCGAGCUCGACAAUUGCCAGUACCAGUAUCCUCUCGACUUCUGCCCCAUCUACGAUAGCGACAAGCAGGAAAUCAUUGCCAUCGAUAUUCCCAAGAUCCGUCGGCCACUCAGCAAGGCUCCCGCGUUCGAUUAUCACCCGGCUGCCAUCGAGGCAAGGGGCGGUUUCCGCAACAACCUAAAGCCCAUCAACAUCACCCAGCCUGAAGGUGUCUCAUUCAAGCUGAACGGGAGGGAGAUUGAGUGGCAGAAUUGGAAGUUCCAUAUUGGCUUCAACUACCGCGAGGGUAUCGUGCUCAACAACAUCACCUUCAACGACCAGGGCAAUGUCAGGCCGAUCUUCUACAGACUCUCUAUAGCUGAGAUGGUGGUCCCUUACGGAAACCCCGAACACCCUCACCAUCGCAAGCACGCUUUCGAUCUGGGCGAGUACGGCGCCGGCUAUUUGACCAACAGCCUUUCCCUCGGUUGCGACUGCAAGGGCUCCAUUCACUACCUCGACGCCGAGUUCCCCACGCGCGUCGGCGGCAUUCGGAAGAUUAAAAACGCCAUCUGCAUCCACGAGGAGGACGCCGGAAUCUUGUUCAAGCACACCGACUUCCGCGACGACUCGGUCAUUGUGACGCGCGGCCGCAAGCUCAUCGUCCAACAGAUCUUCACGGCCGCCAACUACGAGUACGUGGUGGCCUGGAUCUUCCACCAGGACGGCACCAUCCAGCCCGAGAUCAAGCUGACGGGCAUCCUCAACACGUACAUCAUGGAUCCCGACGAGGACACGCACGGCUGGGGCACGCAGGUCUAUACCGGGGUAAACGCGCACAACCACCAGCACUUGUUUUGUUUGCGCAUCGACGCCAACGUAGACGGGCCCAAUAACUCCGUGUUUGUCACGGAUGCGGUCCCGGGAGAGGCUCCCGUUGGCAGCAAGGAGAACUUUUAUGGGAAUGCCUUUUACAGCAAGCGCACCAAGCUAGCCACCACGGGCGAGGCCAAGACCGACUACAUCGCCCAGACCUCGCGCACCUGGGAGAUCUGCAACCCCAACAAACUGAACCCGUACAGCAAGAAGCCGGUGAGCUACAAGCUCGUCAGUCGCGAGGUGCCUACCUUGCUGCCCAAGGAGGGUUCGCUAGUGUGGAAGCGUGCUGCUUUUGCUCGCCAUUCGGUCCAUGUCACCAAGUACCGAGACGACCAACUCUGGCCCGCCGGCCGACACGUUCCUCAAACCUCAGGCGAGCCCUCGCGUGGUCUUCCCGAGUGGAUUGGCAACGGCACCGAGUCCAUCGACAACACCAACGUCGUUGUUUGGCACACCUUUGGCGUCACCCACUUCCCCACGCCCGAGGAUUUUCCUGUCAUGCCGGUCGAGCCCAUGACGCUGCUGCUGCGCCCACGCAACUUCUUUGCCCGAAACCCGGUGCUGGAUGUGCCCCCCAGCUAUGCAAGCACGCCGAGCCAGCGGCUGGCUAAAGGCCAGGGCGUGUACGAUGCGGCGGAUAAGUUGAGCAAGUUGGCGUUUGAGGUGCCGAAGGAAGUGGAUGGUAAAGGGGUUAGUGGGGCGGGUAAUGGUGCUGGCGGUUCUAUGUCUUCGUGCUGUAAGAAUGGUGAUGGUUGCCAGUAAGUGUAACGCGCUGCGACUGGCUUGAAGCUCGAGAUGGUCGAAAUGGUCGAAAUCGGAAGGCUUGGAUUUGAAAACUGGCGUUUUUGGGGUGGCCAAUUUGAUGAUUUUUGUACAUUGUUCUUUUUCGUUGUGUAAAACUAUCCAGUCAGCUUGUUCCUCGUCACUUCCUGUCAGCCCUGGACGGCUGCUGAAUGGGUGGGACUCUUGCCCAAAGAUGAGAUUCAUGUGCU
Neurospora crassa OR74A is the source of this 2638-nucleotide messenger RNA. RefSeq names its product peroxisomal copper amine oxidase. The record is from RefSeq and is a predicted model, not a curated record. The transcript is spliced from 4 exons. Gene Ontology annotation, biological process: amine metabolic process. Gene Ontology annotation, molecular function: primary methylamine oxidase activity; quinone binding; copper ion binding. Bases 297 to 2408 code for a protein of 703 amino acids. Lineage: Eukaryota; Fungi; Ascomycota; Sordariomycetes; Sordariales; Sordariaceae.